AUGGUUCUUACCACCGCUCUCUCUACUCUCGCCCUCGCCAUCGUCGCCUCCGCCACGGCCGUCGACAUGUCUCCUCGCCAGGACAUGUACUGGGAAGUUCAGGCGUAUUCCGACGACAGCUGCCAGAACCAAGUCCACAGCGACUAUGGCACGGGCACUGUACAGUGCCGGUCGUUUGGUGCCACGCCCGUCAACAGCAUCAAAAUCAAGGGCCACAACGUCAUGUUCGGCACCUCCGAGAACAUUGCAGGCACCUCCUGCUACGGUGCCAACGGCAACACUUACCCCAACGAGGGUCUUUGCCAGAAGAUUGGUGGCGCGAAGCGUGGAUACUGGGUGUACUACCAGGCUCCUUCGAAGAAAUUCCGUGAUGCUACGUUCCUGUCCGAUGACCUGUGA
Messenger RNA from Trichosporon asahii var. asahii CBS 2479, 399 nucleotides. RefSeq lists its product as uncharacterized. Bases 1 to 399 code for a protein of 132 amino acids. The transcript is spliced from 2 exons. The record is from RefSeq and is a predicted model, not a curated record. Lineage: Eukaryota; Fungi; Basidiomycota; Tremellomycetes; Trichosporonales; Trichosporonaceae.